Molecule: messenger RNA, 2494 nt
Organism: Doryrhamphus excisus (bluestripe pipefish)
Lineage: Eukaryota; Metazoa; Chordata; Actinopteri; Syngnathiformes; Syngnathidae
Source: RefSeq, a predicted model, not a curated record
CCGGAGCAGAGCUUCUCGCUGAUUGGCCAGCGGCAGAAUUUGAAAUGAAGGCGCUCAUUGUGGUCGGAUCCUAGCAAGAUCACUCCAAGGCGGUCCCGUUCCGGAAAAAAAAGACACUCAAAGCACGGAGUGUGAGUAGGAUUAAACUUAACUCGUCGUCGGAUAUUUCGUCGUCUUUGUCACCCGGAAAAAGGCAUCAUGGACAACGCCGUGAUGAGUCUCCAGGGUCUAUACGAGAAGAUGAGGGCUCAAGUGGAGGCUCUCAGCGAGGGCAUUGAACCCAACUUCAUUCGCAUGGCCCAGAAUUUUGACGACUGUCGCCGCAAGUGGCUCAACACGGAGCUGGAGCUGGGAUCCUGCAAGGAGAUCCUCACCAAAACCGAGACCGAGAUGAGCGCCCUGGAGGUCAAGCUGAAGCACGCUCGCAACCAAGUGGACGUGGAGAUGCGGCGCCGGCAGAAAGCCGAGGCCGAAUGCGAGAAGAUGGAUCGGCAGAUUCAGUUGAUAAAGGAUCUCCUGACCAGCGAGGGCUCCUCCAACAGCAUUCAGCUUAGCGCAGAGCAGCGCUCCGCUCUGGCCUUCCUCAACCCAAACUGCCAGGGAGUGUCCACGCUCAAUACAAGCAAAAGACUGACCACCAUAGACGAGUCGGGCUCCAUCCUGUCCGAUAUCAGCUAUGAUGACUCUGUUGACUGGGAUACCUCCAAUGUGAAAAUGCGCCUCAGGAGGCGCGAAAAGAGGCGCUCGUCUAGGCAUCACGUGGACGGCCCGCCGGUGGCCUCGAAAAGGUCUCGGUCAACAGGCAAAACCACCAACAAGGAGAACGAGGCCCUCGUGACCACCACCACUGUGACCGUCCCCGCUGACGGCGGACCCGUCGAAGCGGUCUCUACCAUCGAGACCAUUCCAUAUUGGACUCGGAGCCGGAGACAGACCGCUGCCAUGGAGUGGGACUCCACGUCCGUCACGUCGGAGGAUGUCUUCAAGCCGCCCAGCAAGCCCGAGGUGGACAAACUAACCGAGACUAGCACGCCGCAGAAAAACGCCGGCGUCCGUCAGCACGAGUUUGUCUCCAAAACGGUCAUCAAACCGGAGUCCUGCGUGCCGUGCGGCAAGAGGAUCAAAUUUGGCAAGUUUGCCCUGAAGUGCCGCGACUGCCGCGUGGUCUCCCAUCCGGAGUGUCGCGAGCGCUGCCCCCUGCCGUGCAUCCCCAGUCUGGGAGCCACGCCCGUGAAAAUCGGGGAGGGCGUGCUUGCGGACUACGUUCCCGACAUUUCGCCCAAGAUCCCCCCUCUGGUGGUUCACUGCAUCGGCGAGAUCGAGCAGCGUGGGAUGCAUGAGGCCGGUCUCUACCGUCUGUCUGGUGCCGACCGCACGGUCAAGGAGCUGAAGGAGAAGUUCCUGCGCAGCAAAACGGUUCCCGUGCUCAGCAAAGUGGAGGACAUUCACGCCAUCACCGGACUCCUCAAGGACUUCCUGCGCAACCUCAAGGAGCCUCUCCUCACCUUCCACCUCAACGGCCAGUUCAUGGACGCAGCUGAGGUGUCCGAUGACGACAACAGCACAGCCCUGAUGUACCAAACCGUCGGCGUCCUGCCGCAGGCCAACCGAGACACCCUGGCCUUCCUGGUCCUUCACCUUCAGAGAGUCGCCGAGAGUUUGGACACCAAGAUGGACGUCACCAACCUGGCCCGGGUGUUCGGACCCACCAUUGUGGGUCACGCCGUCGCCAACCCGGAGCCGAUGACCAUCCUGCAGGACACCAAGCGCCAACCGAAGGUGGUGGCGCGUCUACUCAACCUGCCGGCAACUUACUGGGCCCAGUUUGUCAAGUCCGAGAACGAGCAGCAGCACUCGGAUCCGCUCGUCAUCCAGAACGCCAACUUCUACACGCCCGAGAGAGUGACCUUACUCGGGCCUCUGACCACGCCGGAGCACCAGCUCAACAAGACGCCGUCCUCUAGCUCGCUGUCGCAGCGCAUGAAGUCCACGCUGACGCCCAUAUUUGGGAGCAGGAGCAAGUCCUCGGCUGCGCUUCCUCACCAAGGGAAGUUCUUUCAAUCUCCUCACCUCAGAUGAGUCCCUUUUUUUUUUUUUUUUUUCCUUGGGAAGCCACCAAAACACACCAGCAGCUUCUUUUUCUUUUAACUCCAACUUAGUCAGACUAACUCGAUGAGUUAGGUGUUAGUUAGGUGUGCGUUCCACCUAAGCAUUUCCUUCCACGCCUUUUUUCAACUCAUGUGUCACUCAGCGGUUGAAAAGCGGCUUUUUUUUUUUAGACAUUUCAACGCUCGCUUGUUUUAUCGUGACUUAGCCGUUAGCUUCCUUUAGCUCGUUGCCCGUCCCGCUCGGUUUUAUACUCGUUUGUACGUUUGGGAGCCGUGAAAAGCUCAGGUCACGCGGCAUCACGCCGCCAUGAGCGUGCACGUUUCCUAAUCAGAUGCACGUUUGUCGCAGUUGUGUCACGUAAAAUAUAUUUGGAACAUUUACAUCA